Pecten maximus is the source of this 5640-nucleotide messenger RNA. RefSeq lists its product as uncharacterized. Lineage: Eukaryota; Metazoa; Mollusca; Bivalvia; Pectinida; Pectinidae. The coding region runs from base 200 to 2599 and encodes 799 amino acids. The record is from RefSeq and is a predicted model, not a curated record. Gene Ontology annotation, molecular function: ADP binding. The transcript has 5 exons.
AUGCGUAAACUACACAUUUAUAUACGGGGUAAACGCCUGUAACCACGGCGUAUUCACAACUGUGUUGUUUGACAGAUUCACAACAAACAUGUCGCAUAUGAAUCGAUUCAUAUUCAGGUAUCACAGUGCCUGACUGUUAGAUUGGAUUAGACAAUGGUAAACAGUGGUCUCCAAUUGCCACGAGGAAAGAAGAAUCAAAAUGGCAUCGGAAAGUGACUUUUCAGAAUUGCUCCGAAACAUAAGUUGUGAUUUAGGAAAGAAAAAACUUGACGAGCUAAAGUUUAUUGCAACAAGUAAAUGGGAUAUCCCAGAGGAGGAAGGUUGUGGAGAAACUGCCACAAAGGAGGAAGUGCUUAAAUGCUUAGUGAGGAAAGGAAUCAUCAGCAAAGACAACGUUUCUCAGUUAGAAUGUGCUUUCGAAACAAUCGGUGGAUGCAGGAGAAUUCGCAACAUGCUUGCACAAUACCAAGCAAAAAUACAAAGAAUUCGUACAGCGAAGGAGAGAUCAAUGUGGCAGGAAUUGGUUCCCAAUUUUAUUGAGACCUCGAAAUGUUACGAAGUCAAAGAACGCUUGAGGAAAGGAAAUUUGGCAAUACUAAGAGGAAUACCUGCUGCAGGAAAGUCCCAAAUCUGCGUUUGGUAUGCAUCAGAUUUUCGAAAAGAAGCUAAACACACAGCAUACAAGCUAAUGUGUCAGAAUGAAGAUGACCUGUUAACUAGCCUUAGAGGUUUCCUUGAAUUUUUGGAGAUGAAAUUUGAACGACAGAAGGAAGCGAAGAGUGAAUACAUCAUACAUAUGACGGAAGUCGCCAUGUCGUUGAUUAAAAGUGGCGGCAUGAACGAGAAACAGUACUUGUUUAUCUUUGAUGAUGUCACUGAAGCAACUUGCAAGGUAGUUGAACGCAUCAUUCAUUCAUUUCAUCAAGUGAAAAAUGUGAAAAUAUUAUGCUCUACCAGCUACUCAAAGUUCUACGAGCAGUGUACUGAAAAUGAUGUUUUUGUGAGAGUAGAAGGAGUUACAAAAUCGGAGGCUUUACAGUUUUUUAAGGGAGAUGUAAAAAAGAAGAACUCCGAAGAGGACAUUGAGGACUUAGCAACCAAAAUGGGUCAUCUACCAUAUGGCUUAGUUCUCGCCAACUCCUAUAUGUUUACCACUGGAAUGUCCGUGAAGAAGUACAUAGAUAAACUCUCGGAUAAAGAGUUUCUAAAACAGGUGGAGACAUUAAUAAGCGGUACCUGGCAAGAGUAUGACAAAGGACUUGUAUCAGCACAGAUGCUCGCCAUUGAUAAGGUCGAAAACACGUCGUCAGUGCAUGUCAAAUCACUGCUGCGUUUCAUACCUUUCCUACACCACAACCAAAUUCCGAUCAGACUCCUGAAAAAACUCCUUACAGAAAGCAUUGAUGACAGAGAUAAAGACACCAUCAUCUUUGAUUUGAUAGCGAACGUUCGAAAGUACUGUAUUGGCGGUGAAAUUGAAUCAGAACAUCAGACACAUGCUAUUUCAAUUCAUGCAGUAACAGUUUUGGUAUUAGAAUUUAGAUUGACUCGGAAAGAACAAGAGGUCUCCAUCAGGGAUUUACUCUGUUUCUUCUGUAAAAAUAUUAGUAUCGAUUGCAGGCUCCAUUUAACUUUAAUCAGCAAUUUAGAAUUUCAGCCUCAUGCUUCUAAAGUUGUUGUUCGUGCGGCUGAAAUGGAAUCAUCAAAAGAGAAAGCAUACCUGUUUCUCAUGUGCACUCUUCAUGCAGCCAUUGGCGUGAGUUUUCGAGUCGGUGGAGUGGAGGGCUUGCUAGCAGACGAACAUCUGAACAAAGCAAAGGCACUUUGUUUUCAGCUCAUAGAAGUUGACCCCGAGUCGUUUAUGCUUACAGCAGAAGAGAUCGAUUCACUGGACAACAUGGAAUAUAUUGAUGAAAACAAGAAAAAGGUAAAACGCUCAGACAGCAUGCUUCAAUUUUUUCACCGAAUAUUUCCGAAUCAAGAAGGAAUAGCAAGCACUAAAAAAGAACUGGAAAGUGGAAAAGAAAAACACAGACAGAAUGCAAGAGUUAAAGAUUCUAAAACAGAAGACUUGUACAAACGUCUAGUCAGUAUCGCCAAUGAGCUUCCGAAAGAUUUUAUAGCUGAAAUCGUGAUACAAACAGAUAGAACUAUUCAUGACUUGGAUCAUUUGGAAGAAGUUGCUGAAUUUUCUGGUAGUAUGAAGCACGUUGAUGAGCGUAAAAGAGGUCGUCUGAGCCAGGAACUGUACGAUAAACUCAUUACAAAAAAACUGGCAAUUCCACGGGAUAAGCUUGGCACAAUAGCUGUUGUGGAAAUGAUGGUGAUAAUAUUGUACAACAGUGGCAGAAACCAUUACUACCAAAGUCAGUCGGAGCACCGUGUAUCGCUUGUUUGCUGGAAUGAGCUGCGGCUUGCGUAUUUGCUCGGGAAAUUAUUGCGAGAACAAAUCCCGGAUUUUCCUUCUGUCCAAAGCCUGAUCACCAGAAGAAAUGGCAUUUUGUAUCAUUGCCUCGUCAGUAGAAAGCAUAUCAACGAAUCUGGGAAAGAGAAAGAUAUUAUUCUACAAAAGAUUAUUUUCAAUAUGAAGAGAUGCUGAACGCAAAAGACUCCAACUACUUUGAAUAUGGGAUCGUCAAAGUGAGUAAAUACCAACGUCUGCACCACGAUGCAAUGUGCUUGAAGCUUCUUCUCAAGUGCUAUGCUAUCCGGAUAGCAAACGCUGAGACCGUUCCUGACAAACACCGUCACUUCCAGGAUGGACAGAAACAUGCCAACAAGCUGGAAGAACUUCUAGAUGAUAGACCCAUGUGUCGGUGGCUAGCUGUUCCGGGAUUCCAUGUACAGAUAGCAAGAUUCUUCAUUGAUUAUGAAUUGGAAAAGGCUAUAAAACACUUCAACCUUGCUGUGCAACUGGAGGAAGAGUAUAAUUUGCAAAGACUGUCUCAUUUUAAACUGCAAGGUCAAUUUGGACUUAUCGAAUGCUACUUUACUUCGUGGGACAGCUUCUUCUGUCAAGGAGGCCGAUGCAAUAUGUGACAUACUGGUGAGUUCCCUCCACCAAACCAAUUUCAGAAGAAGUUAUCAGAAAGCAGUGCAGUACUCAGAGAAAGUUAAAGAGCAAGUUAAAGCGACGUAUGGUACAUGCCAACUAAACAAAAAUGACCAGGGGAGCUAGUAUUGCUACAUAUAUUACAUGUAACACAAAUACACCAAGAUACUCGUAAACACGUGUUUACAAUUUGGGUAAUCUGCUUCUGCAAGGUGUCUAGGAAAGAGUUACUGCCUUUAUCAAUAUAGCACAAAUUUGUAGGAGUAUUGUUGAUAUAAACCACUGGUUAAUGGAGACCACUUACAGAAAUGUUGUGUGUGUUGAAAGUUUGAAAGUGAAAUAAGGAAAUAACUCUUACGACCUUAUAUGUAAUAUUUCUCUCUGGAACAUUCUGAAAGAAAUAAUGUUUUGUUUAAACGUGUCGGUUGACAAGUGGUUGUUUACAAGAAGAGUGUUAGAGAAUUCUAGAAAAGAGAUGGUUGGAGAAUGUACUUGAAAAAUUUGGCAAUAUAGUAUCAAUACCACGAGAGCCAAAUUGUUAUUCAGAACUGGUUUACAAUUGUCAAUGAGAGCUAUAUCAAUUUUAUUUGAUUAUUAAUUGCCUGAUACUGAUAACUGAUUUACACCUGUUAAGGAGAGUUAUGUGAAUUCUGUUGGAUUAUCGAUUGCCUGGAACUGUGAAUUGUUUUAUUCUUGAUUCUUGAGAAAUAUCCUGUGUGAGAGCAAAUCUUAACGGUUAUUAAACCCAAGGCUCCAAGGCAGCAGUUUCUAAAUUUUGACGGACAAUAAAAAAUGCACCUGAAAAAGAUAGGUUUAGAUCAAGAUUCAUAACUAAUCAAAAGAAGCAAAACAUACAGAUAAUUGCUACCAAAGAGAGACUUGGCCCAAAACAUUUUUGUGUACAAAGAGAAGAAAAUCAUCAAUCAGAGGUUAGUUGACCUUUGCUGUAACGUACAUGUUAUCUUCUGAAAGCCGAAAUAUACACAAGAAAGAAAUGUAUUUAUUUUGUUUUGUUUACACAACACGGUAUGUAACCAUCUUCAAAGCCCCCGAUUGGUCGUGUGUGACCUCCAACAAUUUUGAUUGGCAAACCUCGGGCCUUUGACCACGGGCUACUUUUACUACUCUUAUUCUUUUUGUCGUCUGUCAUUCAAAAGAUCAAAUGGACACGUUUUGUGGAUUUGCCGUGGUCAACAUUGGCAUAUCUGGGCGAGAGGAGUGUCCUCAUGGAAAGGUCGAUUAAUCGGGGGUUUUAGUCGUGCGACGUAGUUUGAUGACGGUAAAAUAAAUUACGCACAGAAGCAACAUGUAUUGCAUUGAUCAAGACAAAUUAAAACUGAUACCCACAUAUCCCCUGUAAUUAUCGAUAUGCAGUGGAUCCCGAUAGUCAUGAAUGGAAUACCAAAACAAAUAAUGAUACAGUGGUAGCUAGAUCGGUGUCAUUCGGCACGAAUAUUUUACCAACAAAAAAAAAAAUAAACACACUAUCAUUCCACUUACUUUUAUUACGAAUUUAUAUUGCAAAAACGUAAAUAUAAAAAUCCAUUUUGGAACACUUGCCUCGUGUCCGUAAACUGAUAUCGGAUUUCUUGUAGAACCAUGGACAAACGUGAAAUAAACACAUUGCUCAGCAUUCCGGCUCUGUACCAGAAACUUUGUUUAAAUGCAUGGUAUCUUAAAUGAUUAAAUCUCCGGAUGAACAUUCAACAUCACGUAAACAAUGAUAGUAUACAUUUGAAAUUCCAGGAAGGGACCGAUUAUUUAAUCUGACGGUAUAAUUAGUCUAAUAAUCAGUUGUGACGUUCGACUUUGCAUUCUCGUCUUUGAAUAUUUGAGCGGAGUAAUUAAAACACGUGUUCCUAAAAUAGAUAAUAAGCUUUCCUUCAUCACGAACUAUAUUUCGUCGCGUAAUAAUUCGAUUCACAGAAUUUAGUCGGGAGAAUUUGAACUCGACAAACUCAAAUUAGUAAGUAAAAACAUAUUCCGAGUGACGCCUGCUUAUCUAUCUCCCAUUAGUUUGUUUUAUUGUCAUUGUCUUUUUUCAUUACGUGAUUAUUACACUCUUCCGUUUAUUUUGUGCGUUUUAGUUGAUUGCUCCCAGUGAAAGCAGUUUUCAAUCAAAAUAAGGUCUAAGAUCAUGGAAUAGAAUAAACUAACACCUUUUCAGAGGCCUCCAUACAAUUACAGUGUUGGCAUAAACAGUAUCUUCAUAAAAAUCGUUUUGUAUUUAAUACAGUGGAUUUGUAACAUUAUAUACGACCCGUCAAACUAUACAAACAGGAAAAAAUGAUGUUAAUUGUAAGGUCUGGAUGUUACUGUUACAUAAUUGAUGUUUAAAGUAAGGUCUGGAUGUUUCUGUAACAGGAUCGAUGUUUAUUGUAGAUUUGGAUGUUAAUAUAACAGAAUUAAUAUUUAUUGUAAGCUUGGAUGUUUUUAACAUAAUUCAUUUUUUUAGGUCUGGAUGUUUCUGUAACAGAAGUGAUGUUUAUUGUAAAGUCCCAUGGCCUUAUGUUGCUAAAUGUAUUGUUAAGUAAAUGUUAUGUAUUGGUUAGUAAAUAUAUUUUGUAUUAUAAAGUUUCUCCGAAAAA